Molecule: messenger RNA, 2913 nt
Organism: Vicia faba (fava bean)
Lineage: Eukaryota; Viridiplantae; Streptophyta; Magnoliopsida; Fabales; Fabaceae
Source: the annotation of a GenBank genome assembly
AUGGCCACUCUUGUUUUCUUUCUACUACUUGUUUCCUUGUUUCCUUCUAUUUCUUCACUUUCUUUGAAAAACCAAGCUUCAAUCUUAGUUUCAAUGAAACAAGAGUUUGAACUUUCAAACACUUCUUCAUGUUUAAACACAUGGAACAUUUCUAACUAUGUUUCACUUUGCACUUGGUAUGGAAUUCAAUGUGACCAAACCAACAAUGUUGUUUCACUUGACAUAUCAAACUUAAAUGUUUCUGGUUCACUUUCACCUCUUAUCACAAACCUUUCCACUCUUGUGAAUCUUUCAAUCCAAGGAAACAAUUUCCAUGGUGAGUUUCCAACUGAAAUUCAUAACCUACAAAGUUUGAAAUUCCUCAACAUAUCAAACAAUAUGUUCACUGGAAACAUGAGUUGGGAAUUCAAUAGAUUGGAAGAGCUUGAAGUUCUUGAUGUUUACAACAAUGGCUUCCAUGGUUCACUUCCUCAUGGUGUAACUCAGUUGUUGAGGCUUAAGCAUUUGAAUUUUGGAGGGAAUUACUUUUCAGGAAAAAUUCCUAAAAGUUAUGGUGAAAUGAAACAGCUCAAUUUUUUGUCUCUUGCUGGCAAUGAUUUGAGUGGUUUUAUACCUACUGAGCUUGCAAAUUUGACAAGUUUGGAGUAUCUUUAUUUAGGUUAUUUCAAUCAAUUUGAUGGUGGAAUUCCAAAAGAGUUUGGUAAGAUGGUUAAUCUGGUUCAUUUAGACCUAGCAAAUUGUUUCUUGAAAGGUUCAAUUCCACAUGAGUUAGGUAAACUUUAUAAGUUAGAUACACUUUUCUUGCAAACGAAUCAACUAACCGGUUUGAUUCCGUCUGAGCUAGGUAACUUGACUAGAUUGAAUGCCCUUGAUUUAUCACUCAAUAACCUAACCGGUGGAAUUCCGGACGAAUUCUCGAAUCUUCGAGAACUUUUGCUAUUGAACUUGUUUAUCAACAAGUUCCACGGUGAAAUUCCCGAGUUCGUCUCCGAGUUGCCUAAAUUGGAAGUACUUAAGCUUUGGAGGAAUAACUUCACUGGAGUUAUUCCUCCGAAGCUAGGCCAGAACGGAAGGUUAACCGAGGUUGAUUUGUCGACGAAUAAACUCACUGGAGUAUUGCCGAAAUCACUUUGCCUUGGAAAGAGGUUAAAAAUCUUGAUCUUGCUUAACAACUUUUUGUUUGGUUCUUUGCCUAAUGACCUUGGUGAAUGCUACACUCUCCAAAGAGUUAGAAUUGGUCAGAACUAUCUGACUGGUUCAAUUCCUCAUGGCUUUCUUUAUUUACCAAAUCUUACUCUUUUGGAACUACAGAACAAUUAUCUCAGUGGAGUGAUUCCACAAGAAAAGGGAAAAAACACAACCUCGAAGUUAGAACAGUGUAAUCUAUCAAACAAUAGGUUAUCAGGUUCAUUACCAACCUCAAUUGGAAACUUUCCGAAUUUGCAAACUCUUCAGCUUAGUGGAAACAGAUUCUCGGGUCAAAUUCCAUCAGAUAUAGGAAAACUCAUAAGUAUCCUCAAAUUAGAUAUAAGUAGCAACAACUUUUCAGGUGCUAUUCCUAUUGAAAUAGGUAAAUGUACCUUGCUAACUUACAUAGAUUUGAGUCAAAACCAGUUUUCGGGUCCUAUUCCAAUUCAACUUGCUCAAAUUCAUAUACUAAACCAUCUUAAUGUGUCAUGGAAUCACUUGAGCCAAACACUUCCUAAGGAACUUGGAGCCUUAAAGGGCUUAACUUCAGCUGAUUUCUCGAAUAAUAACUUCUCCGGUUCGAUACCUGAAGGAGGACAGUUCUCAACUUUUAAGUCAAAAUACUUUGAAGGUAAUCCUCAACUAUGUGGAUAUGAGUUCAAUCCAUGCAAACUAGAUGAAUCGGAAUCGCAACAAAGAAGCAGUUCAAGAAACGGAUUUCAUGGAAAGUUUAAGCUCCUUUUCGCGUUGGCGUUAUUGUUGUGUUCAUUGGUUUUUGCAAGUUUGGCUAUCGUCAAGAGUAGAAAAUCGAGCAGGGAUUCGAAUUCAUGGAAGCUGACAGCAUUUCAGAAAAUGGAAUACGGAAGUGAAGAAAUCGUCGGUUGUAUAAAGGAAAGCAAUGUGAUAGGAAGAGGUGGAGCUGGCGUUGUUUACAAAGGAACAAUGCCGAAUGGAGAUGAUGUAGCUGUGAAGAAACUACUAGGAAUAAACAAUGGUUCAUCUUCUCAUCAGGAUAACGGUUUCUCGGCUGAAAUUAAGACGUUAGGUAGAAUCAGACACCGGUAUAUUGUUAGGUUGGUUGCUUUUUGUUCGAACAAACAAACAAACUUGCUUGUAUAUGAGUAUAUGGAAAAUGGAAGUCUUGGUGAAGUUUUGCAUGGGAAGAGAGGUGAGUUUUUGAAAUGGGAUGUUAGGUUGAAAAUUGCUGUUGAAGCUGCUAAAGGACUUUGUUAUUUGCAUCAUGAUUGUUCACCUUUGAUCAUUCAUAGAGAUGUUAAGUCCAAUAAUAUUUUGUUGAACUCCGAAUUUGAGGCUCAUGUUGCUGAUUUUGGACUUGCUAAGUUCUUGCAAGAUAAUGGGAAUUCCGAAUGCAUGUCUUCUAUUGCUGGUUCCUAUGGAUAUAUUGCACCAGAAUAUGCAUACACUCUGAAGGUUGAUGAGAAAAGUGAUGUGUAUAGUUUCGGAGUGGUGCUUUUAGAGCUCAUAACGGGGAAAAGGCCGGUUGGAGAAUUUGAAGAAGAAGGGUUAGACAUUGUUCAAUGGACCAAAAUAAAAACCAAUUGGAACAAGGAUAUGGUGAUGAAGAUCCUUGAUGAGAGGCUAGCUCAGAUUCCUUUAGAUGAAGCAAAACAAGUGUUUUUUGUGGCAAUUUUAUGUGUCCAUGAACAUAGUGUGGAGAGACCAACCAUGAGGGAAGUGGUUCAAAUGCUUGCACAAGCAAAGUAA